This is a messenger RNA of Kwoniella shivajii, 339 nucleotides long. RefSeq lists its product as uncharacterized. Lineage: Eukaryota; Fungi; Basidiomycota; Tremellomycetes; Tremellales; Cryptococcaceae. The record is from RefSeq and is a predicted model, not a curated record. The transcript has a single exon. Bases 1 to 339 code for a protein of 112 amino acids.
AUGUCAGAUCUUCCAAAGCUGUGCGAUCUCACCACGCCCAUGUCCACCUGCGUAUUCUCCGAAGAUGCUUGUGCUCGAUUCAUCUGCGGAACGCUAAACGAAACUAUCGUACCCACCUCAAAUGGAUUAUCGUGCAAAGCUCCUGAGUUUGAUUGCCUAGUUCAAAUUUGGAAUCCUCAAAUAGGGGAACAACAACCUUGUUCUCUUGGCACAGUCAAUUGUAUUUCUCCCACUGCUCAUUCUGAUGGAUCCUCAAGUAAACCUAUAAGCUGGAAAGCUUCGGUCCUUGCAAUAUUGAUUGGACUCUUGGUUUUAGUUCUCAACAUUGUAUCAAAUUAG